Messenger RNA from Pisolithus orientalis, 1085 nucleotides. RefSeq lists its product as uncharacterized. NCBI's taxonomy places the organism in Eukaryota, Fungi, Basidiomycota, Agaricomycetes, Boletales, Pisolithaceae. The record is from RefSeq and is a predicted model, not a curated record. The transcript is spliced from 4 exons. Bases 294 to 902 code for a protein of 202 amino acids.
ACAGGGUUGGAGCUUGGCUUUGGAACGGUUGCAUGUGGUGCUUACAGUCAGCUUCGGUACGAUUUGACCUGACGACGCCGGACAGCCCAGCCUAACGGUUGUCAAACAUAUCCCAAUGACAGUUCGUGGCUCGCUGGAGAAGUUCGAUCCACGCGGAUUACUUUAACGCUCUUUAUGCGGAUCCGACUUGGGUGGUAGUGGAGAAGCACUUCGGAUCUCAUGCUAUUAUCGGCCGGGUGUACAUAUAAGAGGAAGAAACACGACGCAGAUUCUCUCUAAGCCUAUCGAUUGCGAUGUCCACCGCCCCUCAGCCUUUGAAGUUUCAGAGACUCGCCGCCCUCUUCCUCUCGUUCGCCUUCGCCGUCGUUGGCUUGGGAGUGAGCAUCAAUGCGAGAGUCAAGGCGAAUCAAGUGUUGAAGCAAGUUUACGACGCGGCACCCCAGGGCACAGUCGUGAAUGUCGACACCAAAGAUAUCUCCGACGUGGGAAUAGUCGUUCUCACUGGCUGCGCCCUCCAAGUGGCCCUUUCUGCCCUUUUCAUUGUAUUCGUAUUCUUUCCCCGCCGCACCACUGCACUUUUCCUUCGGAUCCAGGGAUGGCUUCUCUACUUUUGCGGCCUUUGGCUGCUGGCGACCCUCAUCCCAUUUGACGUGAUCUUUGCGACACGUCAAGCCAACGUUACCGCUACGCUAAACGGAAUACCUGUUCCGGCAUCUGAGGUCCAAAACAUGGAGGAAGCUCUCGGACUGAGCCCGUACUACAAGGAUGCUUGGUACUUGAAACUUGUGGCCAUACUACCUUGGUUCGCAUUUCCGUUUGCGGUCCUCGCAGGAUUCGUUCUGCAAUUUGCAGCUGGCCAAAUCACGUUUGGCAGUUCCCAAACUAACGAGAAGGAACCUUGAGAGAUUGUCCAGAUAUGAUUUGACUGCGGUUUGACGUCACCCUGAUGUACAGCUACGAAUCUCAUCAUGAAGUUUAAUGAUCAUAAUCAUUUUGAGCUCACUGGACGGUCACCGGUCACUCCUGUCGCGAGACAUCGCACUAUCAUGUAUUAAGCCACCAGCGGUGUUCCUCUGCAACGUAAG